This is a messenger RNA of Fraxinus pennsylvanica, 1098 nucleotides long. Lineage: Eukaryota; Viridiplantae; Streptophyta; Magnoliopsida; Lamiales; Oleaceae. The record is from the annotation of a GenBank genome assembly.
AUGGAUGGAAACAAAGAUGAAGCCUUGAAGUGCUUGAAAAUCGCCAAGGAUUCAAUCGAAUCGGGCGAUAGAAAUCGUGCUAUCAAGUUUCUUCAUAAAGCUCGUAGAUUGGAUCCAUCAAUCGAAAUUGAAGAGUUUUUAUCGCAUCUGAACAAUUCGCAACCGGAAAACGAAAACCCUAAUGAACCCGCGAAUGAAAAUCCCCAAAAUUCAUCGAAAUCUGCUGAAACUGGGCCUCGCCGUAGGGUUUCAGCAGGUGGGCCGUCAUCGUCAUCGAGUAGUUCGGUGGGUUAUACCGAGGAGCAAGUCACGAUCGUGAGGGAAAUUAAGAGGAAGAAAGAUUAUUACGAGAUUUUAGGGUUAGAGAAGAGCUGUAGCGUUGACGAUGUUCGUAAGGCGUAUAGGAAGUUAUCAUUGAAGGUUCAUCCAGAUAAGAACAAUGCCCCGGGGGCUGAAGAGGCGUUUAAGAUGGUUUCCAAGGCCUUUCAGUGUUUGAGCGAUGAGGAGAGUCGGAAGAAGUAUGAUGUUGUUGGGUCGGACGAGCCUGUUUAUGAGAGGCGAGGUGGUGGCGGCGUUAAUGGGAUGAGAGGAUUUAAUGGUUUUUAUGAUGGGGAAUUUGAUGCAGAUGAGAUUUUCAGAAAUUUCUUUUUCGGGGGAAUGAAUCCUGCUGCUACAGCUAAUUUUAAUGGAUUUAGGUUUGGACCUAGGGUAAGGGUUCAAACAGGUGGUGGUGAUCAUGGGUCUAAUGGGUGGAGGACUUUGAUCCAGUUAUUGCCUGUGAUACUGGUUUUGUUGCUGAAUUUCCUGCCAUCGUCAGAGCCAAUUUAUUCUCUCCAGAGGUCAUAUUCGCAUGAGCAUCGGUUUACCACACAGAAGGGCGUCAAUUUUUACGUGAAGUCCUCAAAAUUUGAGCAGCAGUAUCCGCCUUACAGUCCAGAACGAAUUACACUUGAGCAUAGGAUCGAGAAUGAUUAUCACAAUGUCCUUGUGCAUAAUUUGAGUGUAUUAGAUCCAUUGGCGACGUGCAAUUUCAUCAUUCGUAUUGAAAACACAAUGGCAAAUCAGAAUUUGGUGCGCGCACUGAAAAGAUGGAGAUGA